Molecule: messenger RNA, 12227 nt
Organism: Owenia fusiformis
Lineage: Eukaryota; Metazoa; Annelida; Polychaeta; Sabellida; Oweniidae
Source: the annotation of a GenBank genome assembly
AAACAAAGUCAAUUUCGCGGAAAUGAUACUUUCUGUUUCAGUGCCAGAACUGGAAACGUUUGUGUAUUUAUCACAGUGAAUCAUCAUAUUUUAGUGUUGUGCGCAUUGUUAUAUGAUGGGGCAGUUAUUCGGGAUCAUUUCUGGCAAUAAGGAGCAGGAGAAAAGAUUAAAUAGGAACAAAGCUGACCAAAACCUAUAACCAAGUUGGUGAACAAGGAAGACUGAACACCAUUCAAAAAUUACAACUGCAUGAAUGUGUGACACCAUUGUGAUCGCUUCUACAUGCAUGGUGUGUAAUGUUACAGCAGAAUGGUGAACUGCUAGAACUGACACUAAUUGAGUGAUAUACCUCAAGCUGAAGAUGAUCCAGAUCCUACAACUGAGGAUUUAGGAAUAAACACUUGUGAACUUUCGACUAAUGAUACUCAACUGUGGUGUAGCAAGAGAGUACAGAAACAAAGAAAGAACAGUGAUAUAACUGAAAUAAAUGAUACUGUAGAAUAUUCAGUAGUUACAAGUAACAUCUUUGGAAGUGACUAUCAGAAAAUGGCAGAUGGGCAGAAUGUCCCAUCAGAGGAUGUAGAUCCCAAUGCAGUGUUGCGUAAUUUGGAGGAAUUAUUAUCAAGAGCACAAGAAUGUUUGAACACUAGAUCCUAUAAUCCUUAUGAAGCAAAGGCGUUACUUUUGAAUAGCCUACAAGUACUGCAACAUCAUAAAGACCUGAGGAAACAACAACCAAAUGCUAGUUUAUUUCGUAUAAAGCCAAAACUUCACCAAUAUUUGGGUUUGACUUACAUUCACCUGACCAAGUACAAAGAGGAAUCUAGAGCCCAGAAUAUACAAAGUGCUUUUGAUGAGUUUUCAAAUGCCCUUUGCUGCGACAAUUUAACUCCUGAAAUUAUAUGUGAUGUCACCAAUCCACUACAAAUUCUUGUGAAAGAUAAAUGUCUUUCCUGGUUGGAUGUUGACACUACAAACUCAUAUGCCAAGGUCAUCAAACUGUUACGUAAAUGGGCAAAAUCCAACUACAUCUUUGUAGAGUUGCUAUUGCAUUAUCUUAUUGCAACCAGCAAAUUGACACAUGUUCGAGAAAAUGAGAAAUCUGAGUGUCUACUUUUCCAGGCUAGAUUGUCCAAAGUUCAGGGCAACUCCCAGAAAGCCAUACAGUUAUGUGAUAAAGCCAAAGCAUUGGCUAAAUCAGAGCCUGUUGAGAGAGAAUUAGCCAGAGUUGCCAUUAAUGCUUGUUUCAAAGAAGGUGAACUCUUCACUGCACUAUCUUACCUCCAAAAAUUUAAGGAGGAUGAUAAAUUUGCUGUUUUAAGUGGAGAAUGCAAAGCCAAGGUGAAGGAAAAGGUUAAAGACCUUAUUGGCAAAAAUCAGAUCAGCAGUGCUGAGUCGUAUUUGAAACAUUAUGAGGAGGAUGGGGAAUUUGCUCCAUUACAUGAAAAGUUAAGAAAAAAGCGCCAAGAAUGGGAUGAUUUACUUCAAGAACGCAAAGAAGAAGUUGAUGUUGACUGGCUUCCCCCAGAGAUGCUGAACAGCAAAAAGAACCAAAACCAAUGGAAGACAAUAUCAAAGAAAACAAAGAAGAAUACAAAACCAGUCACAAAUCAUGUAAGAGAAGCCGACAAUAUUACUAUGAAGGAUGAGGCUUGUUCUCAGCCAGUUAAACAACAUUUGCAAUACACAACAAUCGACAGUGAUAAGACCCAGGCUGACUUAAUAAAAACAUGUGAAAACCACUCAUCAGAUUUUCUCCAAAUACACACACAUGACAAAGAAAGAACAGAAUGGAGUAACUUUUGUAUACCUUGUAAGAAGAAAUUCAAUGCAAAACAACAGUAUGAAGAGCAUAUCCAAUCCCAGAAACAUCAACGUAAUGAUGCCUUUUUUACAUCAAAGGACACUGCUGGGAAAGCGACACUCACCCAAAAUAACAAGUUACAACCACAAAUAGAACCAACUGUCAUUCCAGGCCCUCAUGAUGUGAAAGAAGGAAACAUCUUGAAAACAAAUGAUACAAUUUCUGACACCAAGGCAAGCUCUUCAAGACCAGAAGAACUGUCUGAGGAAAGGUUAAAUGGAUCCAAAGAUACAAUGCUGCUUGACCAAAAAGAUAUGCUGCAAACGCCGACUAUUAUCAAUCAAGAAGAAAGAAAAAUGAAUGAUGCAAAAGUAGAUAAAAAAGUUGUUGAAACUAAUGCAAUCAAUUCAAAUGUAAUAAUGCCAUCUGGUGAGGAGGAAGAGGUAGAACUUGAAGGUCCAUUCAAGCAGCAAAAUGGUGAAACUGAAACUAGUUGCGGUGAUAUUGUCACAAAGAUAGAAAUGGAAAGAAACAGUGGACUAAGCUUUGUUUUUGAUGAUGAUAAAUCUGAUGGUCUUUCAAGAUGUAGCAGUAGGGCUUCAGUGUUACAAGAAGACCCAGCUAUAAUGCAAAUAAAAGACACUGUCCCUGCUACAAUGUCUUUGCAGCAACCAACAGCUAUCAAAGAACUACAAAGAAAACCUGUUUCAAAUGAAGUGGUUCAAGAUAACUCAUCCAUACAUCCUGAGGCGCAAACACAAGACAGGGUUUCAACAACAACUGCUUGGCACAAACCAAUUGCCAUCAAAAACAUACAGAUGAAACAUGUUUCAAACAAAAGAAUACCAGUUAACCAGUCAUCGAGAAAAAGGCACAUCCCUAACCAUUGUGAUAUCUGUCAUAAAAUAUGCAAUUCAGAGGUGCAAUUUGGAUACCAUAAAGGAUCUAAGAAGCACCAGAGGAAAAUGAUAAAGAAACGAAAUGAAAGAAAAUGGAACUUUAGAACUUUACCAAAAGAUUGCACAUUUGAACUCUGUGACAAACAUGACAAAGGGAAUAAAUGCGAAUACUCAUUCGUUGAAAUGAAGUUCAAUAAAUGUGAUAAAGCACAUGGGCAGGAUGAACUUGAUGAGUGGCAUGAGCAGGAUGACCAUAAUAAAAUGUUUGACAGAAAAUACCACAACCUGAUGUCAUACAUACAAGACAUGCAAAAUGGGAAAUCAGAUCAAACCAUAUCUUUACAAAACAAGGUAGAGGGUGUCCAGUACAUGAUCAACAAUAACACGGUUAAAACUGAUGGUAUCCAACAUAUUGUUCCAAAACAAGAGAAAGUAACAACUGAACAAUGGGAGCUGACAAUUGAGACUGAUAGACCAAUCGAGAAAAUUUGUCUCAUACAAGACAGCCAGCGCUCAAACUUUGAAAUGGAAGUACCUGAGGAAUACACUGGAGAAGGAUAUGAAGAAAAACAAUUUGCUCUUAUUACAUACCCAACAGACCAAAAUGAGGAUUUUGAUUUGAGCUUCAGCCUAAAAUUCAAGUCACAUUGCUUCGGAAAAUUUGAACAAGACAUUGUUCUUGAUUUUGGCGAACGCACAAAAUUGAUAAUACCUAUCAAGCUAGAGAUUGUCUCUGCUGACACAAAAUCAGCUGAGAUUAACAAAAAAUUGUCUGAAUUAAUUGAAUCAGUUGAGGAACAAGCACAAUGGAAGUACCUCAUACCAUUUGGAGAAGAAAGAAACAGUACUCUUAAAGAAUUAGUCGAAGAUAUUACAUUUCAAGAUCCGAAGCAAACAGAAGAGAAACUAUCCGCUGACACUUACGAGCCAAUUACGGUAAAUCUGAUACACAUGGAAUGGAAAGCCUACAAGACAGCAAUAAAAAGAUACAACAUCUCAAGUGUUGCAAGAAUGAAAACAUACAAAAAUGGGUUAAUUGCAAAAGUACCACUAACCAGUGAUAUAAUGAAAGGCCAGCAUUUACUUGAGACUGUUGAGUAUGUGGCAAUUUCUAAAAAGAAUGAAACCCAACUGUAUGAAGCUUGUAUUCUGAAGGAUGUCAGUGGUGAGCAGAUAAAUGGCAGAAGUUCCCUUUGCAUCGUUCUGUCAAACAGGUGCUGUGAAGACUGGAUACUAAAGGAAGGGGAUGAUGUUGAUCUUACAAUUCAGUUUAUACCAGAUGAGUUGAGGUUCAAACUGAUGAAGUAUGCUGUAAGGCAGAUUUCAUCCUCCAAUCAAAAAUCUAGACUUAUUUACCCAUGUACCAAUGACAUACCGAGGGACUUGGAAAAGGAAAGCAUUCAAGAUAGGGAAAAACUUACAGGUCUAACAGAACAGCAAAAGGACGUUGCAAUGUGCAUAUUAAAACAAAAUGCUGCUCCACCCGUAGUUAUAUAUGGUGCAUUUGGAACAGGGAAGACUCAAACAUUAGCACACUCUGCAGUCAUAACAGCUAUUGCUAAUAAGAAAAAAGGCAACAAGAAAGCAGUUCUGAUAUGUACAAAUGAUAAAAGUUCAUCAGAUUUGUUUGCUACCCUAUUUGAUGGAUUCAAGGAAAAUGGUCUUUACAACUCAAUGAAAGGAGUAAAGUAUACAAGAAACUCAGUUUCGGACAAAAUCAAAUGUUCUAACCAUGACAUCAUAAUCACCACUCUGAGGGACUCCCUUGGUAUGCAUGCAAAGGAAACGAAAAGGCCUUAUUUCUCCCAUAUCCUGAUUGAUGAAGCCACAUCAUCACUAGAGCCAGAAACAAUCAUGCCAUUAACAUUCGCUGAUGAAAAAACAGUUGUCGUUUUAGCCGGAGAUCAUCUACAAGUCACCCCUACUGUUGUAAGCGAGACUGCCAAAGAAGAAAAUUUUCAGUUGACUUUAUUACAAAGACUCUACAGUCAUUACAAAGCGAGAGAUGAAACCAACCUCUCUGAAUACAGUCACUGCAUGAAUAAAAACUUUAGAAGUCACCCACAAAUUUUAGAGUUUCUCUCCGAUUGCUUCUAUGGUGGAAAACUGGAAUCAGGUAUGACAGAAAAGGCUAUGAUGGAAACCUGGAACUUGAAUGUGAAGCCUAUGACAUUUGUUGACACGCGUGGUGAUGUGAAGAACAGUGAAAUGUGGUCUUGCUUUAACAUGGCUGAAGUGGAUACAAUUUGCCAAGAGAUUAAGAACCUAGUUGAUGAAAAAUCAAUACAUCUGGACAAAAUAGCAAUCAUCACAUCAUCCUAUGCACAGGUUAUGAAAUUCAGAGAGAGGCUAGAAUACAUUGACUCUGCAUUCAAAGAUAUAUUUGUGGAUCUACCUCAGAACUCCAGAAGUCGUGAGUACCAGCACAUCUUUGUGAGCACAAUUGACUCACUCUCAAAUACCGCCAUAUCACCUCUCAGAAAAGAUAGGAAAUUGUUGAAUACCACAUUUGGAAGGGCAGAACAGUCUAUUUAUGUAUGUGGGGAUGCUGAGGCACUCCAGUCUGCUUCCCCUUGUCAAACAAUAUGGACAACUUUUAUUGAAAGAUGUUCAGAAAAGUCUGACAGUGAAGAUGAUAGAAUAUCAACAGUAAGUGAUGCUCCUUCAAGGGAUGAUGAAAAUGAAUGGCUUCAAGUAGAUGACAUCGUUGAGGAUUUAAAGAAAGACAAAGAAAGAGAAAAUAUUGUCACUGGAAACCUUAAAAACCAAUCUGUGGUAGAUAUUGCAGAAACUGUUGUUAGCUGUGAUACUGUCUAUGAUCGAGAGGAUGAUUAUAAAGAAAAAAGAAACCUUAGAAGUGGUUAUGAUGCUGAAAUUGAUAACAGCACUAGAUGUGAUGAAAGAGAGUAUGAUUUCCCACAAUAUUAUCCAGAGGAAGUGGAGCUAAUGAUGAAAGCUACAGAGAGAGGAAGUUCCUUUGAAGAAUGUUACAUCUCUAUUGAAGGUGGUGUGUUUGCCCGUUGUACACCAAUAAAUCCAUACAAGGCAAAAUAUACCAUAGAAAUAUAUGGAAGAAGGAAUUGUGGACAGACUCAGACUGGUGAUAAAGUAUUAGUAGAGAUCCUGAAUAGAAAGAAGGAUGAUCUGAUAAUCAAUGAUGCAAUACCAAGAAGAGGAAGAGUUAUCAAAAUUCUUAAGCAGUGCCGCAAUCUCAUUGGAUCAAGAUUUGUUUGCACCAUUCAAAAACAGUCAAGCUAUGACAGAGCAGUACAUAUGAAACCACUGAGUAAAUGUCUACCUGGUAUCAACAUAUAUGAGCCAAAAGAACAAAAAGGGUUCAUAGACAAAAAGAUCCAUGUUUGUAAGAUAGAAUCAAGGAGGUUGAAACAUCUGAAGAAAAUCAAACAUGAUCCAAAUAAGAAUAAAUUAUAUGUUGUACAGAUCCUGAAUUGGAACAAUCAUUUCCCCUAUCCUUUAGGAACAGUUGUUGAAAUAAAGAAUGGAGGGGAUGCAUUAGUGAGAGGCACUAACAUUUUGAAAAUGGAAUAUAUUUCACCACCUUCUCAUGAAGAAAGUGGGAUCACAAGCUAUAAAGAACGGAGCUACAGCAAGCAGCGGAAGAGAAAGAGGAAAGAUGGUCUACGUAGAAUUUUUACCUUUACAAUUGACCCAGCAGAUGCAAAUGAGAGGGAUGAUGCCAUUAGCAUGGAGGAUUUAGAUGAUGGAGGAUAUAGGAUUGGAAUCCAUAUAUCAGAUGUUUCUGAUGUUAUACCGAUAGGGUCUAGGAUUGACAAUGCUGCAAAAGAGAAGGGAUUUACACAUUAUGCAUAUGGCCAUGAUCAAGUGGUAGAAAUGCUACCUCAGUAUAUCACAGAAGGAUGCAGCUUGGAAGAAGGAGAAGAUAGAGAUGUCGUUUCUCUGCUUUUUGAAGUUGAUCAAAAUUUCUGUCUUAAAGAGAAAAGUUGUGAAUUCAAAUGUAGUACAAUCAGAGUUGACAAGAAGUUUUCCUAUGAUGAGGUCGAGCAGAUUCUAGAUGGAGAAGCUGACAGUGAGCAUCAAACGGAACUCAGAGAUCUUCAUCAGAUCACUGUAAAGAUGUCUAUAGUUAGGACAAAGGGUGUUUCUUACAUGGACUACAUCAGUAUUGACAAUAAAAAGGCAUGCAAGAUGAUUGAAGAACUAAUGACAUAUAUGAACAAUAGAGCUGGAAAUGAACUUUUGUUAAAGUACCCAGAAAGUGUCCCACUGAGACAUCAGUUUACAGCUGAUGAAGAGGAUAAAGAAAAGUGGAUUGAAGAAAAUAGAGGAACAGUCCAAUACCUGGCAUCUCUGAAACAUUGCAUUGAAUGUGAAUGGAAUGAUGUUCAGUACCUCAGCAUAAAAUCACUGCAUGUGACUGGUAUCAGAAAUGGUACUCUAAAAGCUGAGAGAGUAUUUUCCUCUGAAGAGAGUAUACCACAACUUCUUGCUUCAAAAGUGAAUUGGUACAAACUUCAAGCUUUUGCUAAUUACAUAUCAUCAGGGUGUCUUGAGAAAGAUGAAAGAGGUCAUUCCUCUCUAAACUAUGAAUGCUAUGUCCAAAUGACAUCACCCAUACGACGGUAUUUGGACAUUGUAUCACAAAGGAUGCUCAAAGCAGCUAUUGAUGGAAGUGAUUCUCCAUACAGUGUAGAGCAGAUGGAAGAACUGUGUGAAGACAUCAACCUGAAAAAGACACAGGAAAAGGAGUUUCAUCGAAGGAGUGAAGCUUUAUUGCGUGGAACAUUUUUGAAGCACAACCCUGUCCAAAUAUUAGCUACUGUCACAGCUGUUACAGACAAAUGUAUAGAGCUUGGAUCCCAUGGAGACUGGUUGAAACUUCCUAAAUCAAGGACGGUGCAAUUCUCACAUUUAUCUCUGCAGAGUGCACCAAUAGCAGAUGGAAAUAACUUUCCACUUCAGUGGGCAAAACGUGUGUUUGACAAAACAACUGAUGAGUUCAAAAAGGAUUGGAGUAUAAAUACAAAUAAAUAUGAAUCACAGGAGUUUCAAUUAGAAGACACACGUUUUGUGAAAAAGUAUAAUGCAUAUCAAAGUUAUAUCCCUAGAGAGAGUCACUUUAUGAAAGUUCUGGAGAAUAUGGAUAAUAGAGGUACAGCAGAUGACAGAAGACCAAGGAAACCUAUUGUCAAACCAGAUGUCCUUACAACGGAAGGAUAUGAUUCAAGGUUCCAGUUAAGGGUCAAGAAAGGAUCUGUCCUCAAGGUUCAACUGGGGUCAACCAUCCAUCAGGGAAUGGCCAUUCCCAACAUAGAGCUCAUAAACCUGACAGAAACUUACAACUUAUGCAUUCAGCACAAUAAAGAUCCCAUAUCAUGCUUCUCAAGAAUUGCAGUUGAAAGUACAAAAGAGGAAUAUAACAAUAUUGAAGAGUAUCAAAAUGUUUAUAAGCCUCUGCUCUCUAUGGAAAGUGUUACAUCAACAAUCAAUGAGGGUGAAAGUGACACAAUUAAGAACUGUGCAGUUCAGUGGGUUACUCCUAAUACAGGACGUAUUGAGUUCCGUAAAGAUUUUUGUCUUAAAAGAAAUAUAUUUCUAAAUAGUCAAGAUCUUACAAAGGAACCACUAGAAGAGAUGGAUGCUACCCAGUUCUACAUAUGCCUUGUCAGUCCCCUCCUUAACCAAGAUGAAUUGAUAACAAAUGAAUUAAAGUCUCUAAAUGAAGUUGACACAGUAUUGGAUCAAACAUACAAGGAUGUGAAAAAAGAAAGGGAUUUUGUAAAUAAAGUGGUUAAGCAGAAGAAACCCAAACACUGGAUUGGACAUGGAGUGGUGACUGGUGUAGAAAAAUUGGAAGAAAUUUCAGAUAUGGUGAAGUUCAGAAUUCAAUCAUCAAAUUUUUCUCUCCCUGAUGAAUUACGGGAAAAUGAGGAAUCUGAUGAGGAAGUUGUUGAAGAUGAUGAGGAUGAUGUGAUAGAUAUCAACAGCCCAGUUUUCAAGGUAAAGAAAUUCAAACCCCCACACCACCCUUACACAGUUGAGAUACUGCCAGUUGGCUUCUCCAUGAGAAAAAUGGAAUGUGCAUUGGGAAACUUAGGGAAGUCUACUCCUCUCAUCAAAAAGAUAGUCUUAAGAACUGAUAUCAACUCGAGGAUAAAAGUGGAAUCAUAUGAGGAGAUAGAAGAUCUUCCUGCUAAGUACAUGCAAGGCCAUAAAAUAAAUGAUCCACAAAAGGAGGCUAUUGAAGCUGCCCUCGAACAGGAUUUUUCUUUAAUUCAGGGUCCUCCAGGAACUGGAAAGACUGAAACAGCAGUUAGAUUGAUUCAUGCCUUCGGUGCAAGAAAUAGGGCUAGAACAACUGAGAAGAUUUCAAAGAAAAUGCUUUAUUGUGGACCAUCCAACAAAUCAGUGGAUGUGAUUGCAGGACUUUUAAAGAAAUCAUUAAUGCCUCGUGGAAGCAAGUCCAUUUGUCCAAGGAUACUUAGGGUGUAUAGUUCCACCAUCGUUACAAAGGAUUAUCCAGUGCCAGGUGUGCCCCAAAGAGGAACAAAAGGUUCAGAAGAUUCAAAGGCAGAUCCAAAUCACAAAGAUGUGACUCUACAUCACAUCUUGCAUGGUGAAAAAAGAAGGAAUCCCUUCACAGAACGUAUUGUUGAAGCAUAUGCAAUGAUACGAAGUGAUAAAUGGGUUGGUAACUAUAACGACAUUAAGAGAUAUCAACUACUGUUGAAAUGUGGAGAACUGUUUGAACUUCACACAUGUGAAGUAAUCCUUUGCACAUGUGCACACAGUGCUAAGGUUCUGCAAAAACUUAGCAUGACCCUCAUGGAUCUUGAACUAUUGAUACUAGCCGAUAACAAAAACCCAAAAGGUGUUGAAUGUGCUAAGACACAAGAUAAGACAGAGCAAAGUGGUGAAACAAAAAAGACAUCCUGUAUUAAGCCAGUCAGUGAAGAAGAAAAGAAUAAAUUAGCCGAAGUGAUGUGCGAUACUAAAAUUGGCCAGUUAAUCAUUGAUGAGGCAGCUAUGUGCACAGAGCCUGAAGCUUUGAUUGCAAUGGUUGCGACAAAGGCACCCCAGAUAGUACUUAUAGGGGAUCAUAAGCAGUUAAGACCAAUAGUUACCAACCGCAUUGCUGAAAAUCUAGGAUUUGACAGUACCUUCUUUCAGCGGUACGAAGAAAGUGCAAAAAUGUUGCAAAUCCAAUACAGAAUGCACCCAAGCAUAUGCCAAUUUCCAUCAAAUCAAUUCUAUGAUGGCCUGUUGCAAGCAGAUGUGAGUCAAAGUGAAGAGGCUUUAACAAGCCGUGACAUUCUGAAAGGGUAUUGGCAAGGUGGUGACGAUCAAAGGACAGUUUUCCUGAAUGUUUGUGGCGAGGAAAAGAUACUCACUGUCGGGACCAGUGAGGGAAAUGUAUCAUCCACCAGUAACGAGCAAGAAAUGGAUCAUGCUGUGAGGAUAUACCGCUGUCUCUUGCACAAAUUGUACAAGAAUGAGGAUGCCUUCAAAAACAUUGCAGUGCUAUCACAGUAUCGAGCACAAUGUGCCUUAAUACAUAAGGAGAUUGACAAGUAUCUUGAGCUGAGACAUGAAGCAACAUCUGUCAACACAGUUGUCAAAAGCCAAGGUGGAGAAUGGGAAUAUGUCAUUCUAUCUACUGUUCGCUCAAUGCAAUCUGAGGCCAUUCCAGAGGACAUCACUCAGAAAUGGAAGUCCAAGCAUUUGGGCUUCAUCAUUGAUGAAAACCAGAUCAAUGUUGCUCUCACAAGAGCAAGAUUUGGACUCAUUAUUAUAGGCAAUGCAGAUCUGUUGAGUUGUGAUCCUAUGUGGAAGGAAUUGAUUGAAGACUACAAGGACAGGGAUUGUUUCAUAGAGGCCACUGAUUUCCUCACUGACUUGAGCAAAGGCCUCCCAGGAAUGCCUGAGGAUUGGGAUCAGAAAUAUGAUGCGUAUGAUAUUAAUGAGGAACAGAGAGCCCCAAGGCUGAGUAGAGAAGCAUCAAAAGAUUGCCUCAGGAAAAUAAAGGCAGAUACCAUGUUGAUUGAGUGUGAAUGGCUGCUACGAGAAGCAUUGUCAGGUGUUCUUAGGAUGAGAGAUCUCCCAGAAACUGAAAACAGGCGUUGGAACGAAAGAUUUGAGUCAUUCUUUGCCAGAACUAGUUAUGAUGGAACCAAAAGGCCACGUUGGACUGAAACCAAAGAUUAUCUAAAGCAAGUCGGCCCUAUCCUGCAUAAUGGACAUGAAUUAUUAGCUGAAUUUGGUAGAAAAUCAAGCUUUAAGGAUCGCUUUGUUGUUCCUCUGAAAAGGCUUCGAAAUAUGUGGUCUCAAUGGAAUCACAUACAAGAUCCAAAUCUGUCCAUCUCUGAGCUAAAGAUUCUACUUAAACAGAUGGAAAUCCUUGACAUGCCUCGAAUGACACACAAGAAAGUUUAUCUGAAGAAAAUGAAAGAAGAACAUUUGAAAUGUCUGGAGAAAUUGGAGGAGAUUCAUCAUAAAAUGGUUGAGUACAAUGAAAAUCAUAGAGACAUGUACAAAGAGACUGGCGCUGACUACUUCAAGACCCGACUCAGAAACUAUGGUAUCAUCAGAGGCAUGCCAAACUCUAGCCGUCUGCGUAGUUUCAGGACACCUGCUGAACAUGACGACUUGCAUCCACUCAACAAUGACGAGGUGGAUGAUGCUGAUGCUGAAAGUAUAAUCCAAAUUGAAGAAAUAUCAGAUGAUGAGACAGUUUCUGAGGGUGAAUCAACCCAAGCUGAUGAACCAUACAUAAACAGUGAGACCAAAACCAUGCAUGGACAAUCUCAAUCAAGACACACUUCAGGGACACUCAGGAAUGUAGAUUCAGGUGAUGCAAGACAAUCCAUUGUAUCUCUCAAUGUAAGUGCUGAUUUAGUCCCUCCAAGCUUAUGUGCUGAGAUCUUAUACAUGGUGGAUGAUGAUGGGUCCACAAAUACAGGAUCAAAUAUUGCCAUAGAUAGAGACAAAACAUUGAGGAAAUCCAAAGAUCCAAAUAUGGUUGAUGAUAUUAAUGCCUCUGUUGAUCAGCUAUCGCACUCUCAAAGUGAACCAAAUGGGGAUGCCAAUGAGGAAAACCUGAUUGAACAAGAAGCUGGAGAAGCAGGAAGUAAACAGGCAUCUUCCAAAAAGAAGAAGUCAAAAAGGAAGAGAAAAAAACAUUAGACUUCUUAAAUACAUAGGUACAAUCACAAUAUUCAUCUAGAAUGGAUUGAUAUUGUUAGGCUAAUGAGACAGGCGAGACAAAAACAAUGGCAAUCAUAAUAAUUAGAACACUACUGUAGUUAGUCUUUAUCAAGUGCCUGGUUUAUUUUUGACUUUAGCCGAUCUGAAGAAUGCACUAAGAAUUUUCACUAAAAUCUUCAGAAAAAGAAAUAUCUGACAGUAUAUAUUACUUCAAUUAUUAUUAUACAGACUGUCAAGGAGUUUGAUCAUGGCCUUAACAUUUCCAUGUCAUUGUAAUUGACGCAUACAGAAUUAUAUAUACAAGAAAUAUUGUUCAUCUUAUUUAUCCAUUAAGUGUUAUA